Molecule: messenger RNA, 501 nt
Organism: Dermochelys coriacea (leatherback sea turtle)
Lineage: Eukaryota; Metazoa; Chordata; Testudines; Dermochelyidae
Product: 60S ribosomal protein L32-like
Exons: 1
Coding region: 49-432 (127 amino acids)
Biological process (GO): translation
Cellular component (GO): ribosome; cytosolic large ribosomal subunit
Molecular function (GO): structural constituent of ribosome
Source: RefSeq, a predicted model, not a curated record
CCUAUCAGGCGCUGCCUCUCAGGGUGGCCGCCAUUAGCAACUGACACCAUGCCUGCCCUCAGACCCCUGGUGAAACCUAAGAUCAUCAAGAAGAGAACCAAGAAGUUAAUCCGCCAUCAAUCAGGUCGCUAUGUCAAGAUCAAGCGCAACUGGCGUAAACCAAGAGGUAUCGAUAACAGAGCUCGCAGGAGGUUCAAGGGCCAAAUUUUGAUGCCCAACAUUGGCUAUGAUAGCAAUAGAAAGACGAAACACAUGCUGCCCACCAGAUUCAAAAAGUUUUUGGUCCACAAUGUCAAAGAACUUGAGGUGCUGAUGAUGAGUAACAAGUCUUAUUGUGCAGAGAUUGCGCACAAUGUUCUCUCCAAGAACUGCAAGGUAAUUCUAGAGCGAGCAGCUCAGCUUGCUAUCAAGAUCACCAAUCCAAAUACCUGACUGUGCAGUGAGGAAAAUGAAUAAAUGGGCUCCUCUUUUGUGUAACUGUAUUUAAUAAAAUACAAAAAU